UACUCCGUUCUCUACCAUGUAUUUGUGCUGAGUUUUUCCAUGUUCCUGCAGAACCAUUCUUGUAAGUUUUUGCAUCUGAAGACCUUUUACAACACGUUGCUGCCCAGCUCUUGUCUGCACUUUGGUCCGACCGCAAACCACUUUAUGACAAUGGCAGGUUUGUAGUUGUUAUGGGGCGCUCAACCAACUCCCUUAGUUUAAAGAUACACCUUAUGAGGCAGAACGUUUUUGUUAUAAAUAAAACAUUCUGCAUCUGCAGAAUUAAAAUCGGACCCAGUCUAAAUGGAUCGUCUUUAUCCGAUACGGGAAGAAAUAAGUUGUCUGAGUUGAGCUGAAUGCAGCCAGCAGGACCUCAAAGGUGUUGGCCUGAUAAGGCAGCCAUAUUUAAUUACAACCUUGAGGACUUUCUUCCAAGAAGAAACGUCCGCUGUAUGAACUUGGAGCAGAAGAAACACAGAUGAGCUGAUUUUUGCUGCACAAAUAGGAGGAGGACCCCGGCAGACUAGGAGCGUCCCCUCCCCUUUUCCUUCCUUCCUCCCUCCUCCUCCUCUUGUCUCCUCCGGGCUGCUGGCGAACUUCUCUUCCACACCGAUUCCACUUGUGUUCAGUUUGUGUUGGACUGGAUAGGAGAGAGAAGAGAAGAGAAGACAUGGCUUUCCUACGAGGAGCGUUUCUGCUGCUGUUACUUCGUAUCUGCCUGCUGAACCGGAGCGUGUGGGGCAAGGUGGAAGUGACUAUGAAUGACAACCUGGAGGUGUACCUUGGUGACCCGGCGGAGAUCCCUUGCCAAUACAGCUUCACUGGUGUGGACGAAGAACCCAGCCGUGUCAUGAUUCAGUGGUUUGUGAGAGCUGCAGGAAAUGGCCUACGGAUGCGGAUCUUCUACAGUGAUGUCAGUCAGCAAAUAAUCGACAACAACACAGACUACAGCGGCCGCAUCGAGGUGACUUCAGACCAGAGAGGAACCACACUCUUAAUUCAGAAUGUCCAGCUUUCUGACGAGAAAGAGUUCUUCUGCCAGGUUAAUGGGCUGGCAGCUGGGAAUGCUGAGCGCAAGACUCAUCUCAGAGUUUUUGCUCCUCCAGAGGCUCCAGUCAUUGAAGCCGUCCCUACUGGAAUUUCCGUGACCAACACAAUGCCAUCUAAGGUGGCAUCAUGUGAGGCUCGAAAUGGUUUCCCUAAACCCAACAUCACCUGGUACAGGAAUGACGAGCCGCUGGUCCCUACAGCAGGACAGGUAAACGUGAUCACCUUGGUGAGCCGGGAGUUCAGAGGUUUCUACACUGUACAGAGCACCCUGGAGUACAAGCUGCUGAAGGAUGACAAGGAUGCCCAUUUCUCCUGUGAGGUCAGCUUUUCUGUCCCAGGAGCCAUCAGGACGAUGGAGUCCCACAGCAUCAACAUCACCAUUCACUACCCCACCACCAUGGUGGAGCUGUGGAAAGAUUCGCCCCAGGGCUUGGUCAAAGAGGGGGAUACCGUGGAGCUACGUUGCCAGGGCGAUGGCAACCCCCCACCGCCCUUCAUUUUCAGCAAGGAACAAGAGCCGGAUAUGGUGUUGGAGAGCCGCGGUAAUCUGUUGAUGCUGUCGUCUGUGUCUCGGAAAGACAGCGGCAUCUACCAGUGUCGGCCGCUGGACUCUGUUGGACAAGCUGAGGUCAAAGGGGAGGUCCAGCUCACUGUGCAUUACUUGGACCCAGCAGUUGUGGUUCCUAAAGACUCGGAGGUUAUGCUUAAAGGUGAAAAUCUGGUAGCAUCCUGCAACGCCCUGUCCUCCCUGAAAACCGUAACUGUCUGGUACAAGGAUGGAAAGCAGGUGGGUUACAGUAACAUGCUGCACCUGGACGACGCUACCUAUGAAACCAGCGGAGAGUACGUUUGCGAGGUUACCGUUCCCUCCCUGCCCUCCCUGCACACGAGCGGCUCGGUUCACAUCAUUGUUCAAGGUGGUCCUCAGGUGGUGGGUGUGGAGGAGGAGGUCCAGCUGGAGGAAGUGGCAGGCAGGAUGGUGAACCUGAGCUGUGAGGCUCGAGGACAUCCCCCACCCAGCAUCUCCUGGAACAUCAUUGGCAGCCAGAACUGGCAAGAAGUGAUGAGCAAAGCAAACGACCACAUGACUCACAGCAUGGUGUCGGUAAAGGUCAACUCGGACAUCAGCGCUGUUUGUAAUGCAACCAAUGACAUGGGCACUGAAGUCAAGGUUUUCAGCAUUAAAGCCAUUCCCAGGGUCACCCGCACUCCUCCCUUCUCUCCCGUUGAAGGCAGCGGGGUGAUCAUAGUGGUGAUCAUACUGUGCUUGCUGCUGCUCGCCUCCCUGGGAAGUGUUCUCUACUUCCUGCAUAAGAAAGGAAAGAUCCCCUGCGGACGUUCAGGCAAAAAGGAGAUCACCAAAGAGAAGCCCACCAAAGACGACAUCGUAGUAGAGAUGAAGAACAACCCAAAGAAUGAGGAUGCUGUGCUGCUAAAGGCUGUGAACGGAGAGAAAAAGGGUCCAAAUGACCAGGUAACUGUUGUGUAAAACUCCUGAAGGUUCUGCGGCGCCUUAGCAGCGGGUCGCCCGAAGCAGCAUUCGGACCACGUCAGAGCCGAGGAGGCCCGGGACGCUCCCACUGACCUGAGAUCUGCAGACCAAAGCCUCCUCCCAGUCUGGACGUUCCCCCUCUGUUCCCCCCUUCGUUCUUUGUUCUCAGCAGUAUUCAGCAGAUUUUCCCAGGAACACACACACUGACACACGUCACACACAUUUUCCAGGUGUGUAUGUACAGAUUUGUAUCUUCUGAAUCAGUCUUUGCUUCAGCAUUCAGUUUUCUCAUUAGUUUUCAGCAUUUGCUGUUGUUUAGUGUUUGUACGAUGGUGAAUCAUCCUUUUUUAUGAAAGUGUAUAUAUUAUAUAUAUAUUUUGUUAUUUAAGAUAUUUUGGCUCAGAUUUCCAUUUCAGAGCAGCAUCUGGCUGGUGUGCAUGUUUUUAUUUUAACGUCCAGGUGAGAUUUGACACAGGACACGGAUGUUGGAGACCAAACGUUAGUUCUGCCACAUUUUUUUAUUUGUAGAAACUCGUUUUACAUUCGACCAAAUCAACAGUUUUUUUUAUUUUCUGGAGAACCUGUGUUUAGUUUUCCUGCAAGAUCGCCAGUGAUAAUCUUUCUGAAACUAGACGCACUGGCGACCUUCACUCCAAACUGCUGUCACGUUCUUUUACCAUUUGUAAAUACGCUUAGGUUAGAGACCUUCUAGAAGAAGCCUGUGAGACUUUCUGAAACUCAAAAUGGUCAAAGUUAGACAUCUACUGUGCCUGUUUCUUUUUUUUUUUUUUUUUUUUACAACAACCACUGAAUGUCUUUUUUUAACUUGUUUUUCUUUGUAUUGCCACUGAGAGGUAAAAGCCUGCAGGUCCCACAUGUUUUUGCAUGUUUCAUUAAGUGACUGUUAUGUUUGGGCAGAAGAUGCUUUUAUUUUUUACUCGUAGUAAUCGCACAGAGAGAUCACUCUCAUAGAACCCACGAAGGCUUACAGUUUACUUUAUUCCGAGUAUUUGGAAAAAAGGUUUAAAUUAAAAUUUUCAUUUAGAUUUUUUUUUUUUUCUAAAAUAAAAU
This is a messenger RNA of Girardinichthys multiradiatus, 3592 nucleotides long. RefSeq names its product melanoma cell adhesion molecule a (gene mcama). Bases 650 to 2518 code for a protein of 622 amino acids. Gene Ontology annotation, biological process: angiogenesis. The transcript has 16 exons. Lineage: Eukaryota; Metazoa; Chordata; Actinopteri; Cyprinodontiformes; Goodeidae. The record is from RefSeq and is a predicted model, not a curated record. Gene Ontology annotation, cellular component: plasma membrane.